UGAAUGGGCGCAAAAUCCGUUCCUUGUUUGUUAUACUCCAGUAGGGACUGGGGUUUACGGUUUAAUUAAUACUACGACUGGUUGAAUUUGAUUAAUUUUAAUGAAAAGGCUGCAACUUAACGAGGACAAACGGAGCACGGGCCUUCUGUCAUCGGUUUUAUCCCGUAGUGCUACGACAAACUGGACUCUGAUUUGUAACGUAAGCUAGGACUGCUAGCUAACAGUGGCUGCACACAAAACAAUGUCGAGUCUUCCUCAGAAUAACUUGAAGGAACAAUUAGCUAGGCACAGCAAUGCUGCUCAGACCAAGCUGUCUCUCGCUAAACCUAAACCGGGGACAUUUUCUUUCAAGAAAAAAUCCUCAUCAGGGACUACCAAAGUGGAAGUCCCAACAAAGGUAAUCAGCACAAAUGUUUUGGCAAACAGGAAUGUCAAUGUUCUCAAGGACACUUUGGUAACUAAAUCUCCUCUGACACUUUCAAACAAGCUUGAGAUACCUCAAAAGUCCAAAAUCAACAACUUCUUCCCUGUAAAUUCAAAAUGCAAGUCGGACUCAAUCAGCUCAGCAGGUGAUUGUUCAGGCCAGCUUACCUCCGCGCCGACUGAUGUUACUGCAUCUACAGCUCCAACUAAAUCUGGUGGCAAUGGCAGCAAUUCCACAAAUCUGGAUGGAUCUCUUGGAUUCCCCAUGGAAGACUGGGAUGACUUGGAUGACUUUGAAACACCUGUCAAAGGAAAAAAUGACUCAUUCAGUUCAGAAACGUCAGAAAGGAAAAGCAGGACAGUACAAUCCCCUAGUGAAGAAAAAACCGGACCCUCGCUUGUCAAGAUGGAUUUAACCAACGGUUGUCCAACUAAGAAUGUUUUUUCCAACAGCGAAAAAACAAAUUUAAACACAAAUAAAGUGCAUUCUGGUGCUAAUAAAGAUGCAGCAUCACCAAGACCUUUUUUAAGUUUGGAUCCAUUUGAAAGUGAUGAGGAGGAUUUUCCUUUGAAAGUGACCAGAAGACGUGUUCCCGCUCAGACUGUCAUGAGUGAUAGCGGAGAGGACAGUGACACUGUGCUUGAGCCUUUUAAAGAAAUGAGAGACUCUAAGAAUAAAGAGACUCAUUCAAAAGCCAUCGAAAUUAUUGACAACUCAGAGCCAGAAGAUGACUUGGAUUACAUUCCUCCAUCUCCAAUCCCAGAUGAAACCCCUUGUCCCAGUUUCACAAUGGAGACAAAGUGUAAAUCAAAUGGUGCUGAAAACGGUGACAACCCUGUGCAGUCAAAAGGACCCCCCCAAACAGUAACCUCUGAUAAACAUUCACAAGACACAACAGGGGAUCAACUUUUCAGUGUCAUGGAAUCAAUUUGUUCUCUGGUUGAUUCCAUCCCUGAACAUGAACUUAUAGCUCUGUCAUGUGGCAGUGAGCUUUUAUUAAAGAGGGCUCAGAGGAAGAGGAUUCUUGCAACGGGUAAUGAUGUUUUUCUGAGGAUGCAGCAGCCAGACAGCACUGUCCUUUCUGAAUCCAGCUUUAAAGAGAAGUCCCCUGUUAGCUGUGACCUGUCAUCCAGCAGAUCUACAGCAGCCAACUACCAGGAUCCUCCUCAGAUCAGGAGGUCUUCGGUCAUCUCUGUGAACUAUGACUCUGAUCCCUCUAAUAGUGUAACAAAUGCCAAGCCCUCGAAUAAGAAGAACUAUCAGACAGUCUACACAGAAAAUGAGAGUGACUUCAAUUCGCCAUCAACAAACAGCCUCAUAAACCAGGAUUAUUCAAAGAAGACCCUUACAGAUUUUGAGGACUCAGUUCUCUUCUUUUCACCCAAAAAGCCAGAGCCAGUUGUGCAGAGCAGUGGGAAUGGGAACAAAUCUAACCCCUCAGCAGCUACAACAACGACAGAGGCGAUUGAUCCAGAUGACUUUUACAUUGAUGACUUUGACAUUGAUGACUUUAAUGACUCAGAUAUUCCUGAUUAUUUUGAUGAACCCACAACCUCAUCUGUAUCACAACAAAACACAACCCCUGGGGCUACAACAGUGAAAGGGGGAGCAAGCAAGUCUCUAUGGGAGAAGAAACCAGCCACACCUGCUCCUGCACGAAAGCCUGCACAGAUCUCCUCUCCUGAGCCCACUUACAGAAACCCAGCCCAUGACCGUUUCCGAGGGUUCAACUUCCCCCACUCACAAGAAAUGAUGAAAAUCUUUCACAAGCGUUUUGGUCUCCAUCAGUUCAGGUUCAAUCAACUGGAGGCAAUUAAUGCAACACUUCUGGGUGAAGAUACAUUUGUUUUGAUGCCAACAGGAGGAGGUAAAAGCCUUUGCUACCAGCUGCCGGCCUGUGUGUUACCAGGCGUGACUGUGGUCGUCUCCCCACUCAAAUCACUGAUUGUGGACCAGGUCCAGAAAUUAACCACUCUGGAUAUCCCAGCGACAAAUCUGUCUGGAGACAAAAGUGACAGUGAAGCCUCAAGGAUUUACAUGCAGCUUUCCAGAAAAGACCCCGUAGUAAAACUGCUGUAUGUCACACCUGAAAAGGUAAGUGCAAGUAACAAGCUGAUCUCGGCCAUGCAGAACCUGUACGAACGAGGCCUUCUGACCCGGUUUGUCAUAGAUGAAGCCCAUUGUGUCAGUCAGUGGGGUCACGAUUUCCGUCCUGACUACAAGAGGUUGCAUGAACUACGCCAGAAGUUCCCCAAUGUGCCCAUGAUGGCUCUGACUGCCACCGCCACCCCUCGUGUCCAGAAGGACAUUCUGAACCAGCUGAAUAUGACUCGUCCACAAGUGUUUACUAUGAGCUUCAACCGAACAAAUCUGAAGUACUCUGUGCUCCCCAAAAAACCCAAAAAGGUUGAUGAGGACUGCACCAGUUGGAUCAAGAAGCACUACCCGAGAGAUUCAGGCAUUGUGUACUGUCUGUCUCGUAACGACUGUGAUGCUAUGGCUGAGAGUCUGCAGAGAGCAGGCAUACUCGCAUUGUCAUAUCACGCAGGCCUGAGUGACGGUGACAGAGAAUAUGUGCAGAGCAAGUGGAUCAAUCAGGACGGCUGCCAGGUCAUCUGUGCCACCAUCGCCUUUGGUAUGGGCAUUGACAAGCCUGAUGUGCGCUACGUGAUCCAUGCCAGCCUACCAAAGUCAGUGGAGGGUUACUAUCAGGAGUCUGGGAGAGCCGGCAGAGACGGAGACAUCUCACACUGCAUUCUGUUCUACUCUUACUCUGACGUUCACCGCAUCAAGAGGAUCAUCAGCAUGGACAGAGAGGGUGACAGACACGCCAAGGCGACUCAUUUCAACAACCUCCACAGCAUGGUGCACUUCUGUGAGAAUUCGAUGGAGUGCCGCAGAAUUCAGCUGCUGGCGUAUUUUGGAGAGCUGAAGUUCAACAAAAGCUUCUGCAAAGACCACCCUGAUGUCAGCUGUGACAACUGCAUGAAACCCAACCAAUACAAGAUGAGAAAUGUGACGGACGAUGUGAAGAAGAUCGUGAGGUUUGUCCAAGAGAACUGCGAGAAAGUUGGAGCAAGGUUUGGUAAAACUGCUCAACAAACCCGCCUGACACUGAACAUGCUGGUGGAUAUCUUCAUAGGAUCAAAGUCUGCCAAGAUACAGACAGGAAUGUUUGGGAUAGGAGCGGCGUACUCCAGACACAACGCUGACCGUCUCUUCAAAAAACUGGUUCUGGACAACGUUCUAGUAGAGGAUCUGUACAUCACCAACGGUGGUCAGGCCGUCGCUUAUGUCUCAGCUGGACCAAAAGCAAUGAACAUUCAGACAGGAAACAUGCAGGUGGAGUUCUAUGAGACGGAGAGUGCGUCCAGCAUCAGGAGACAUAAAGCUUCUGUGGCUAAAAAUGUCUCCCAGAGAGAGGAGAUGGUUCAGAAGUGUCUGACGGAGCUGAUGGAUCUAUGCAAGCAGCUAGGAAAAGCAUUCGGCAUUCACUAUUACAACAUUUUCUCAACUGCCACCCUGAAAAAGAUAGCUGAAAAGCUUUCGUCCGAUCCAGAGGUGCUCCUUCAGAUUGAUGGUGUUACAGAGGACAAACUGGAGAAAUAUGGGGCUGAAGUCAUCCAGGUCCUGCAGAAGUACUCUGAAUGGAAGCUGCCUGCAGAGGAACAGACAGACAACACUGAUGACGGGUGGAUAGACACGACACGAGGCCGAGACCUUUUUGAUGAGGAGGAAGACUCUGAAUCAUCCACCUACUUCCGUAAACAAGGCGCACAGGGACAAAAGCGCAAGAAAGGCCCGUUCUUUAAAUAUUCCAAGAAACGUAAAGCUUAUGGAAACUCCAAUACCUCUUACUCUAAAGGUCGUGGCUACAGCAACAGCGGCAGCAAUCAGUGGAGGUCAUCGUCCAGCUCCAGAGGUGGAUCUAAAGGUUAUUCCGGGUCUGCGGGUCGGGGGUCCAGGGCCUCAGCGGGAGACUCAUCAGCAGGCAGGAGGCCAGGUUUCUUAGCUGCUCCGACUCCACAAACCAACCCACGACCCUUUUUAAAACCAACCUUUUCACACUUAAACUAGGACCAUUAGCACCGGGAUAAGGAGACGUUUACACUAAGAUACUUUAAAUUUCUGCUAUAUUUGCAUAUUUUUAUGCUGUGCAUAGUUGUUAUGAGGUCUAAUUUUAUAAGUGUAAAAUUGUAAUUAUUUUUGACUGUAAAUCUGUGAU
Molecule: messenger RNA, 4649 nt
Organism: Sphaeramia orbicularis (orbiculate cardinalfish)
Lineage: Eukaryota; Metazoa; Chordata; Actinopteri; Kurtiformes; Apogonidae
Gene: blm
Product: BLM RecQ like helicase
Exons: 21
Coding region: 242-4501 (1419 amino acids)
Biological process (GO): double-strand break repair via homologous recombination; telomere maintenance; DNA replication
Cellular component (GO): chromosome; cytoplasm; nucleus
Molecular function (GO): 3'-5' DNA helicase activity; ATP binding; DNA binding
Source: RefSeq, a predicted model, not a curated record